GUUACACCGAUGACUGAAUUCAGUGGCAUCAGGGUUGUUUGGAGAUGGCGGCGGUUGCACACGGCGUGGCCCACUCGCGCGACCUUCGCCACGGCCAACGGUGGCUGGUUUGCCUGGUGACACGCGCCUUUGCCAUGUCGCCGCGCACGCAACUCAGUGGUGCGAGCAAGCGUGCCUUGGUGGUGUUGCCGUGUGUUCUUGUGUUCUUGUGUUGUAUUCUUUACUAUUCCUCGCCUGUGCUGUUGUGGAGGUGCGCUUGCUUUGCACUCAUCUGCACAGCACUUUCUCACCUGUGUCUUGAGCCCAAGCACACACGCGCAGCGAGCCGCCGGCAGCACCACCACCUCCACUACCACCCCUCAACACUGUGGUUCCACCCUUUCCUUCCUUCCUUCCUUCCUUCCUUCCUUCCUUCCCUCGCGUUUACACUCGUGAGACCUGCAUUUGAGAGUGCAUCGCAUCGCAUUGUGCGAGUUCGUGUCCACGCCCUUCGUUCCUUGCACUUUUCCCUUGUUCACCUUGUUGGCACGUUUGCGGCGCGGUUCACAUGCAACCUGGCCCGUGAUUCAGCAGCGGUUGUUGUUGCCCUGCUCCACCACCGCGCUUGCUUCAUCACGCACAGGCCGACAGGCCGCCGUUGUCGUUGGCGUGCGCUUGUGCGCACUUCUUUCUGCUUCCUGUGUGGUGUGCGUGUGGUGUGCUUUUGGCGUCGUCAUUCCCUCUGCAAACUCGCCAACCCCCAUCCAUCCAUCCAUCCGUGAGUGAGUUGCCGCUCGCGUGUGCGGUGGACCACGGUUCUCAUACACUGCACUGCACCAACCUCCUUUGAUUUAUUUGUUCGUGCCUCCGUAUGUAUUGAAGCUCCGUGGUGUUCCUCCGAUUGUUCCUCCCUUUUGUUCCUCCCCCUCCUCCUCCUCCUUGUUCCUACAACACCAUCCUUGAUCGCCAUUCCGUUCCCUCUGCGCUUGACUCGCACAAUGAUGCAUCGGGCACCACCAUGCGUGCCCAGAUGCCCACGACAACGACGAUCAACACCACCGGCAACACCAACAUCAUCAGCGCCGCCAACAGCAGCACGUCGUGCGCAUGUGUUGCUGUGGCCGUCCAUCCUCGUCGUCCUCGCCGCCGUCAUGCUCGCCACCAGCGCCAUCUUUGUCGCUGACGUUCGUGCUGCACCAGUGGCGGCUUCAUCUUCACUGUCGUCGUCGUCGUCCUCCCACCCGCGCUACGCUCGAUGCACGCUGUACACGGCUGAUGGGCGGAUUGGUCUGCAGUUUCCCGCCAUAUUGGCAGAGUACACGACAAUGACCACGCCCAUCCACGUGCUCAUCACGGCCUCCACCCCGGUGGACGGGUGCUCCGUGCCGCCGCCGCCACUCUCCUCGUUUCGCGGACUCGGUGUCAUCGCCAUCACCCGGCCGCACUCCCAAUGCACGCCGUUCACACAGGCACGCAUGGCUGCGCAGGCCAACCACUCGCUUGUGCUCUCGGCGUCCCCCGACAGCAUCGAUUACAUCUACACGCUCGAUGGCUCCAGCGCCGAGAAGCGAUCACACGCGUACACCACCUGGGUUGACCGCGACAAGCGCAAAAAUAAUGAUGAUGGUAACAGCCGUGAUGACGAUGGUGGUGGUGGUGAUGGCGCAGCGGCAAUGCGGCAUUUCCGCGUGCUGAUCAACGACGAAGCAGCAACCAUCUACACCUCCGACACUGUUGUCGACAGGCAAUCACCAGCGUCGCCACGCAUAGCAGAUGGCGUGGAUGCUGUUUCAUCUUCGUCUUCAUCGACAGCUGCGCUUGUGGACGGCACACCACCGCACCUGUCAAUCUCUGGUCUGAAUGGCAAACACAUUCUCCGCCUCCUCCACACCAACGGCUCCUCACCUCUGGACUUCAUCCACACCCCCGCAACCACAUCAUCUUCCUCCUCAUCAUCGUCAUCGUCGUCAUCGUCGUCGUCGUCGUCGUCGUCGUCUGUUGUGGGGGUGGCUUCGAACACGACCGUGCCCACUCCUAGGUUCACCACGGUCAGCAGCAGCAACAACAGCCCGCUUCGCUCGUUGCUUGCAAGCACACCUGUGCUUCGCCUCGUCGUUGUGCCAGAGGGCAUGGACGGGUCUCUGCUCACGUCGCCACUUGACCCAGCAGCUGGUGAUGGUGGUGCUGACCACGACAACGGCAGCGGCAGCAGCAGCAGCGGCAAUGGUGGAGCAGACACGGGAACAUAUGUGCUGGCUGCGCUCACGGCGCUGUUUGCGGUUGUGUGCGUGGUGGCAACUGCCAUGGCGUACCACCGCUGGUACCACCCGCACCCUCGCGACGGUGCACACGCACGCGGGCGGCCAACAACGACCGUCAUCACCAACCUCAACGACCACCGCAACAGCACCAACACCGCCAGCGAUGGUGCUGGUGCUGGUGCAACCGGGGUGUGGCGGUGGUUUGGCCUCGCUGGUGUCGUUGCGCGCAUGCGUGGUGGCAACACGCGCGGAGCAGCGGCAGCAACAAGCAGCAGGCGCCAUCGCAACCGUCACCGACGCGGCCAUGGCGGCGGUUAUGGCGGCAGUGAUGCUGGAAGUGACACCAGCUUUGCCGGCCUGGUCGCCGACGAUCCAGAGAUGGCGGAGGUGCGGGAGGCAAUGAUGCACAUUGCCAGCGUCAUGCGCGCAGUUUGCCUGCAGGCACGCGCCAUCCAGUCCCACGAUGAUGGCGCAGGCCACACCAGCAAGCAGCGUCUCGCCCUCGAGGCGGUGCAGGAGGGACUUACAUCGCCAGAUGACACCGUCUAUGCAGAUGCUGCCGCUGGUGCUGGCUGCGGUGUCGAGAAAGAAACGGGUGUUGUUCUCACGCACCGUUUUGACGAGAACCACAAGGGCAGAGAUGCCACCACGCACGUGAACACUCUCCAACAGGCUAUGCCAUCACACCAACCCCUGCAACAACAACAACGACAACAAGACGAGCAGCAGCAACAGCAGCAACAGCCACAACAGCCACAACAGCAGCACAAGCCAGUGCUUGCUCGCCCACUUCCAACGCGUCACCAUCACCACCACCGCCAUCAUCGCCAUCGCCAUCGCCACGACACAGCAACUGCAGCAGCUGCUGCUGCUACCACCGGCACCAACCACAGCAUCAACACCAACAACCACAGCACCAACACCAACAAUGACAGCACCAACACCAACAAUGACAGCACCAACACCAACGCCACUAGCCACCCCACCAGCCAUGCGCUGGCCUGUGACGGCGACGUGGAUGUGUUCACCCCUGAUCAUGAUCAUGGUGAUCAUGAUGAUGAUGGUGAGGAGGAGGAGGAGCGGGUGUUGAUGCGACUGCGGCGGCGGCGGGCGAUUGAGGCUGCACGGCGCACCAACAACUUCUACUUUCCAACCAGUGACAUCGACUCCGGCUCAGACGCAGGUGACGAUGGUGAUGAAGAUGCUGUUUGUGGUGAUGGGAGCAUCCCAGCUGGUCUCAACCCUGUUGAUGGUGCUGGUGAUGCUAUUGACCACGAGCAGCAACAGCAGCUCACGCAACAACAACAACAGCAACAACAACAACAACAACACCAACACCAACACCAACAGCAGCAACACCAGCAGCAGCGUGAGGCGCCACCACGCAUCCGUGCAGAGGUGUUUACGUUUGACACGCCCACGCCAACGCAUGCCGUCUCCACACCCGCGCGGGCAACGAGCGCAACAGGCCCUAGUGGCCGUCGGAACAAAGGUCCAAUUGCGGUGACGUCAGCACGAAACGCAUUUAUCCCCAAAACGAGACGCGUGCCGUUUCCAUUCAACUACGACGUGUUCAGCGAGAGCAGUGAGAGCACGCGCAGCAGCCUGUACACCACCACCACAGGCGACCACGGCCACCACCACGAUGACAGCAGCAGCAGCAGCAGCGGUUCAGCCGGCACAAGCGUCGCCAGCAGCACUGCAAGCAGUGAUGAUGAUGAUGAUGAUCACGACAAUGUCGAUGGAGCGGACACGAGCAGUGACGACAGCAGUGACGCCAGCGAUCAUGAUGAUGAUGGUGAUGAUAAUGAUGAUGAUGAGACGAGCAGUAGCGAUGAGAGCUUGCACGACUUCCUGCGCCGUCACCAGCGCCAUCGCCGCCGCCACCAGCGAAGGGCCACGGCCGCUGCUGCUGCUCUGCACGUCAGCGACACUGCUGCUGCUGCACGAAAUCGGGCCAACAACACCACCCACAACACCAACAACAACGGCAGCAGCAACAACAACAACAUCAACAGCAGUGGUGCAAACGGUGAUCACGCCACGAGCAGCGGCGCCAUCACCAUCAACACGAGUAGCAACAGCAACAACAACAACAACGCGUGCAGCGCGCUGAACAUGUCGAACAUGUAUGAGGUGGUUGAGGACGGGCAGCGGCGUGUCAUCUUCUACGAUCCGCGCGCAGCACCGCAGCAGCACUUCAGGCGACCGCCACCACCGCAGGUGCGCCAGUCGCGCUGUCCCGUGUGUCUGGACAGCCUCAACCUGGACACUGCGCCGCACGCUGUGAUACAGCUGCCGUGCCACCACCUGUACCACUACCGCUGCCUGACGCCCUGGUUCCGCGUGCACUACACGUGCCCCGUGUGCAAGUACAACCUCAUCUUUGGUGGGCAUCUCCCCUUGCUUGAGGAGGAUGAGGAGAAGGCGAUUAUGAAGCAGAUGGCGCGCGCGUAUCUGCAGGCGCCGCGCCGCGACCAGCACAAGUUUGUUGCCGCCAUGCUUGGCGUCCCGCUGCCCCUCGUCAUCAGCGCAAACAGCAACGAACACCACCACCACCACCACUACCACCACGGUCAUCACCACCACCAUCACCAUCACGGUGCUGGUCACCAUGGCGAUGAUGGUGGGGUGCGUGGGCUGCAGCCACCAGCGAUCAUCACGUCUGAGGAGACAGAUGGGUCAAUUGCCCCUAACCUGUAUCCAUACACGGGCAACCUCAACGUGUUUGAUGACGAUGCAGAGCGCCUGCAAGCCGUGUUGUCCGCAGCAGCUGUUGAGGCGGCCCGGCUUGCCGGCGGUUCAACAUCGCGCCCAACGCGGUUGCCUGCAAGCACGCCCAACAGUGCACAUGGCGGCGCCCUCACACCAACAGCAGCCGCAGCGACAGUGGCGGCUGCGAGGAGUGGGGCAGCGAGCAUGCGUGAUUCGCUGCUGGUGGAUGACAUGCGUGGCGGUGCUGGUGACGACAGCACGAGCCGUGGCGGCCGAAGCAGAGCCAGCCGCGCCGCACACACACCAGGGCGGACAAGCACUGGCACUACGACUGCUGCUGCCGCUGGUGGUGGUGGGGGCGGAGGUGACGGUGACGAUACUGGUGCUGGCGAUGGCGAUCAGACUGGCGCCACCGCCGCAGCGUCGUCGUCGUCGUCGUCGCCUGAGCCGUUUGUCGUGUAUGCGGGUCCGCCGUACGCUGCGCAUGUGGUGGCGGCGUCGAUGGCAUCGUGGGAUGAGUCGUACGAGGGCGAGCAGCUUGAGGUGGUCACGCCCGUGCCAAAGCCAACACCGCCGCCCGCUACACCGCGUGUGCCAGCACCAGCAGUUGCAGACGCAGAUGCGAGGGCGGCAGGUGCUGUUGGAGGCGGUGCGAAGGAACGCGCUGCCCGAGCUCGCGGUGAUGGUGAUGGCAGUGGUGGUGAUGCGACGAGUGACGAGGUGUUGUUUGGUGAUGAUGUGGACGCGACGUGGCUGCUUGGCGUUGACACGCAGCUCAACGCACAGGGCGCCAUCACCGCCCACGGUGCACAUGGUGCCGGUCACGAGGGUGAUGGUGGUGCUGAAGACGCCUACAUACAAUCACCAUCGCGCCAGCAACGACAACGGCCCGUGCGGCGGCGCCUCUUGCAGCCUCCAGCACCAGCACGAGCACAGGCGUCAUCGUCGUCACCAACACCAUCAUCCUCAGCACCACGCGCGCAACGUCUGUCCAUUCCACCAGCGAUUAUUCACGAUGGGGACGAGAGUGUGGCGGCUCCGCUGAUUACAGACACCGUCAUUGGCCUGCCGCUGCCCACGCCCGGGUUUGAUGGUGAUGGCGAUGACGAUUAUGGUGGUGAUUAUGAUGGUGGUGGUGAUGACGCAACCACGCCGUCGCACCACGCAACGAAACGCCACAUGGGGCGGCGCCAUGGCGGUGGCUGUGUUGGGAGCAGCAAACGGCCUGUUCGCCGUGCGCUUCUGCCUGGGAUUGAUGAUGACGACGACGGCGAUGGUGACGAUGAUGGUGUUGCCUUUGAGGGGCGUUUCUUUGGCGGGCGCGCAGACACGUUUCGAAUGUCGUUUGACAAGUCUGGCACGUUUCAGUCUAUCGCCACGCGCCUGAACUUUGAAGAUCUCUCAGAGUGA
Salpingoeca rosetta is the source of this 6365-nucleotide messenger RNA. RefSeq lists its product as uncharacterized. NCBI's taxonomy places the organism in Eukaryota, Choanoflagellata, Craspedida, Salpingoecidae. Bases 978 to 6365 code for a protein of 1795 amino acids. The transcript has 2 exons. The record is from RefSeq and is a predicted model, not a curated record.